Messenger RNA from Cornus florida, 2505 nucleotides. RefSeq names its product glucomannan 4-beta-mannosyltransferase 2. Gene Ontology annotation, molecular function: mannan synthase activity. NCBI's taxonomy places the organism in Eukaryota, Viridiplantae, Streptophyta, Magnoliopsida, Cornales, Cornaceae. The record is from RefSeq and is a predicted model, not a curated record. Bases 425 to 1987 code for a protein of 520 amino acids. The transcript is spliced from 9 exons. Gene Ontology annotation, cellular component: Golgi apparatus.
CAUAAGGCCUUCCCUUCCCCCCUGCCGACAAAUCCCGGAAUAUACCCUUUAUUUUGAGAGCCAUUGCCGGAAUUUGUGACCGGCCAUUGACCCAACGCACACGCUUGUAGUUGGAACAGUUGAAAGCUUAUGAACCUUUAUAUAUAACCAAUAAGUGAAAUCACACAUACUAUAUAUACUUGAAAAUAAAAAAUAAAUUAAAGCAGUAACAAAAAAAAGAAAAAAGAAAAAAAAACCAAAUAAGACCAAAAAUGACUAUAAAAUAGCCAUCUCUCUCUCUAUACUUGGCUAUACUCUCUCUCACACACACAACAACUCCUCUAUUGCACAAUGACACAACAGUGUCCUGUCUCUCUUCUACUUUGAUAAAGAGAGUGCUUCAGUCUACCACAUUGUCUGAUGUGUUUGAAGUUAGAGAGAGAAAAUGGGUGACAUAGCAAUAGCAGGAGCAGCAGGGCAAAUAGGGUUGAUUUGGGAACUAAUAAAAGCACCAUUGAUAGUGCCAGUGCUAAGGGUUGCUGUGUUUGUAUGCCUGACCAUGUCACUCAUGCUAUUCAUGGAGAGGCUCUACAUGGGUGUUGUCAUCAUCCUCGUCAAGAUAUUCUGCAAAAAGCCCCAUAACCGUUACAAAUCGGACUUCAUUCGGGAAGACAUCGAAUUCGGCAACUCUGGUUUUCCAAUGGUCCUUAUUCAAAUCCCAAUGUUCAAUGAGAAAGAGGUUUACAAGAUCUCAAUUGGAGCUGCAUGUGGGCUUUCAUGGCCGUCUGAUCGUCUCGUCAUUCAAGUACUCGACGAUUCUACAGACCCUGCCAUCAAGGAUUUGGUGGAGAAAGAAUGUUUGAGGUGGGGUAGCAAAGGAGUUAACAUAAGGUACCAAAUAAGAGAAAACAGAGUGGGUUACAAAGCUGGUGCACUGAAAGAAGGGUUGAAGCAUGAGUAUGUCAAACACUGCGAAUACGUUGCCAUCUUCGACGCUGAUUUCAGGCCCGAACCGGACUAUCUCCGGCGAGCCCUUCCUUUCCUCGUCCACAACCCUCAGAUUGCACUUGUUCAGGCUCGUUGGAGGUUUGUGAACGCGGACGAGUGUUUGAUGACAAGGAUGCAGGAAAUGUCAUUGGAUUACCAUUUUACAGUUGAGCAAGAAGUGGGCUCAUCCACUCACGCCUUCUUUGGUUUUAAUGGAACUGCUGGUGUGUGGAGAAUUGCUGCUAUCAAUGAGGCAGGUGGGUGGAAGGACCGAACAACCGUUGAGGAUAUGGAUCUCGCUGUUCGAGCUGGUCUUAAGGGUUGGAAAUUCGUUUACCUUGGUGACCUCCAGGUGAAAAGUGAACUUCCCAGUACUUUCAAAGCAUUCCGUUUUCAGCAACACCGGUGGUCCUGUGGUCCUGCUAAUUUGUUCAGGAAAAUGGUGAUGGAAAUCAUUAGAAACAAGAAAGUAACAUUAUGGAAGAAGGUAUAUGUGAUCUACAGCUUCUUCUUUGUUCGGAAGAUCAUAGCUCAUAUGGUCACCUUUUUCUUCUACUGCGUCGUACUUCCAUUGACCAUUUUGGUUCCUGAAGUCCAAAUUCCAAAAUGGGGAGCCAUUUACAUCCCCUGCAUCAUCACCACUCUCAAUUCCGUCGGAACUCCAAGAUCAAUCCACCUAUUGUUUUACUGGAUCCUAUUUGAGAAUGUGAUGUCUCUGCAUCGAACCAAGGCCACUUUUAUUGGUCUGCUUGAAGCAGGGAGAGCUAAUGAAUGGGUAGUCACUGAAAAACUAGGAGAUGCUCUUAAGGACAAAUCAAAUGUCAAAGCACCAAAGAAACUCCGAUUUAGGAUCGGAGACAGAAUUAAUCUAUUGGAGUUGGGUUUCGGAGCAUUCCUCUUCUUCUGUGGAUGCUAUGAUUUUCUGUAUGGGAAGAACAACUACUUCAUUUACCUUUUCCUCCAAACUCUAACCUUUACUAUUAUGGGAUUUGGCUACAUCGGCACCAUUGUCCCAAGCUAGAUUGGAACCUACAAUUCCCUCUACCACCAUUCAUCUUACUAUGUAUCUUAUUCUUCUCUUCUCGACGACAACAUGCAUAUGAGUGCUUUCUAAUGCCAAUAUUUGAUUGCAUUUUUACCAUUUCAUCUCCAAAAGGACAAAAAUAUACCGGGGAAAAAAAUGGUGUUAUUAUGGCAACUAGAUCAUGCAGUCAAGAAGAAGCUUUUAACCUAAUCAAGAAGAAGUUGAAGGAGCAGAAUUAGCACAUGGGUUUAGUAAGUAGAUAUGUUUGUUAUUAUUCAAAUACUCAAUAGGUUGUUUUUAUAUGUGAGACAUUGUAUUUUCUACAUUGUUGAAUUGAGCCACCCAUGCAUAAGGGUUUUAUUUUCUUUUUUUAUUUUUUAUUUUUUAUUUUUUAAUGCUUAGAAAGUUAAUGAGCCGAUGGCAAAGGGCCAAGCUUGUAAUCUAUGUUUUGGUGAGUUUUUUUAUUUUUAUUUUUACUAUCUAUUUAUUUAAUUGUUUAGAUCAUUGUAUUACAA